AUGGGUGAGAGGUUGCAAGGUUCGAAAACUUUUGUCUGCUUGUUUUUUGACUGUAAAGCCAAGUUCUCCAAGUCGUGGAAGCUCGAGGCCCACCUGUGUAAACACACCGGAUUUAAACCGUUCCCCUGCGAGAACUGCGACAAACGUUUCUGCACCCGCUAUGAGCUCACAAGGCAUGAGCUCAACCAUAGUGGGGAAAGGCUGCACAGGUGUCCAACAGACGACUGCUCUGAGGCCUUUGUGCGACAUUCCAGCUUGAAAAAACACGUCGCUCGAGCGCACCAGCACAAGGAAAGACGAUACCAAUGUACACAUGAGGACUGUCAAGCUAGCUUCAGAAAAAAGUACCAGCUAAAAGCCCAUAUCGGGGAACAUCAAGGGACUCUACCUUUUUGUUGUCAUGUUGACGGUUGUGUGAGUGAGUUCCCCUCGCUCGGCAAGCUGAAGCACCAUGAGAACAUGCAUAAAGGUUACCCCUGUGAGGAAGAGUUGUGCCCUUUCCGGGGAAAAACAUGGUCAGAGUACCAGAAGCAUCGCAAAGAGCACAUGGUUAAAUUGCCGUGCCAGACGUGUAAGAGACAGUUCAACAAUAGCUGGUUCCUGCGCCAGCAUGAGUUUCACCGCCACACAGAGGGAAAGCGAUGCUUUCCGUGCCCUAAAGAAGGGUGCGCCAAGACUUUUACCCACCGUUUCAACUUGGACAACCAUGUCCUGGGGGACCACGAGGGGAAGAAGGCUUUUAGCUGCGCGCACCGUGAUUGCAACAGGACUUUUGCCAUGAAGGAAAGUGUGUGGCGACAUGGAGUGGUGCAUGAUCCACUCAAGAGAAAGCUGAAGAAAUUGCGUCCCAGAAAGAAGCCAGCAUGGAGCGCAGCACAGGCAAAGCUGCAGGCUGCUGCUGAGACCAACAAACUUUCUGCCAAGCUGUGCAAAACCCAAAUAGAGGACCUUAAAUCUUGA
Molecule: messenger RNA, 960 nt
Organism: Nerophis lumbriciformis (worm pipefish)
Lineage: Eukaryota; Metazoa; Chordata; Actinopteri; Syngnathiformes; Syngnathidae
Source: RefSeq, a predicted model, not a curated record